CCUGCAGCCACACCCCGCAGGUUUUCCCUCUCGGCCUCGCUCGCUCGCACUCACACAUACACACUCACACACACACCCCACAGCUCUCCUUUGGGUCGGAGGAGACGCCAGCCAAAGGAGGCGGGGUUGCAGGAGGAGAGUCCGCUCUGCGCAAUCCAGUCCGGGACUUGGCUCCGCCCGGGAGCGGCGGCCUCUCCGGUGACAGAGGAGUAGUGAGUGGCACGGGGUGAGGCUGCAGCCAACUCCGCUCCCAGCGCACUCGGCUGCCCAGGCGCUCGGGACGCAGCAGCGGCGCUCCUCCGCGGUGCCGAUCGCCCGCGAUGCCCGCGUGAGAGCGUGCGGCGGCGGCCAGCAUCUCCACGCCCGCGGCACCGCGCGCCGGCCGAGGAGCCGGGCCAGAGCCGUGCACCCCUGCCCCAGCCCCCACCCGCCCCCCGCCCCGAAAUGACUUGUUAAUCGGCGCAGACACCACCGAGGGGACUCACCGGAGUGGAAUCCAAGUGGAAUUUGGAUUUGGAGAAGAGUUUCUUGAACAUUUGCCCCUCUUCCUUGUUGGUUUUCUCCCUUUUUCUUCUUCUUCUUCUUGGUAUUUUUUUUUUUGGCCGUCCUUUUUUCCUCGCCUCUCUCCGACCGUCAUUGGAGAUGAACACGGCGCGCUUGCAUCCCAGAAAGUAAUCGCCGCGACUGUUGCCCCCCAAAGAGACAAGCACACAUGUAGGAAUGACAAAGGCUUGCGAAGGAGAGAGCGCAGCUCGCGGCCCAGAGAGAACCCCUCAAUAAUGGAUUACUAAAUGGGACACACGCUGUGCCAGUCCGCUCCGAGCCGGCCUUCCGCCCGUCGAUGCACCGAAAAGGGUGAAGUAGAAAAAUAAAGUCCCCCCGCUGAACUACUAUGAGGUCAGAAGCCUUGCUGCUAUAUUUCACACUGCUACACUUUGCUGGGGCUGGCUUCCCAGAAGAUUCUGAGCCAAUCAGUAUUUCGCAUGGCAACUAUACAAAACAGUAUCCGGUGUUUGUGGGCCACAAGCCAGGACGGAACACCACACAGAGGCACAAACUGGACAUCCAGAUGAUUAUGAUCAUGAACAGAACCCUGUACAUUGCUGCUAGGGACCAUAUUUAUACUGUUGAUAUAGACACAUCACACACAGAAGAAAUUUAUUGUAGCAAAAAACUGACAUGGAAAUCUAGACAGGCCGAUGUAGACACAUGCAGAAUGAAGGGAAAACAUAAGGAUGAGUGUCACAACUUUAUUAAAGUUCUUCUGAAGAAACACGAUGACAUGUUGUUUGUCUGCGGAACUAACGCCUUCAACCCCUCCUGCAGAAACUAUAAGAUGGAUACUUUGGAACCUUUUGGGGAUGAAUUUAGUGGAAUGGCCAGAUGCCCUUAUGACACCAAACAUGCCAACAUUGCACUGUUUGCAGAUGGUAAACUAUACUCGGCCACAGUGACUGACUUCCUUGCUAUCGAUGCGGUCAUUUACCGGAGCCUUGGAGACAGCCCCACCCUGCGGACCGUCAAGCACGAUUCCAAAUGGUUAAAAGAACCAUACUUUGUCCAAGCGGUGGAUUAUGGCGACUAUAUCUACUUCUUCUUCAGGGAAAUAGCAGUGGAGUACAACACCAUGGGAAAGGUAGUGUUCCCGAGAGUGGCUCAGGUUUGUAAAAACGACAUGGGAGGGUCUCAGAGAGUUCUGGAGAAACAGUGGACGUCUUUCCUGAAGGCGCGGCUGAACUGCUCCGUUCCCGGAGACUCUCACUUCUAUUUCAACAUACUCCAGGCGGUUACAGAUGUGAUUCGUAUUAAUGGCCGUGACGUUGUCCUGGCAACCUUUUCCACACCUUAUAAUAGCAUCCCUGGCUCUGCAGUCUGUGCCUAUGACAUGCUUGAUAUUGCCAAUGUUUUUACUGGACGGUUCAAAGAACAGAAGUCUCCCGAUUCCACCUGGACGCCAGUUCCUGAUGAACGAGUUCCUAAACCCAGGCCGGGUUGCUGCGCUGGCUCAUCCACCUUAGAAAAAUAUGCAACCUCCAAUGAGUUUCCUGAUGAUACCCUGAACUUCAUCAAGACGCACCCGCUCAUGGAUGAGGCAGUGCCCUCCAUCUUCAACAGGCCAUGGUUCCUGAGGACGAUGGUCAGAUACCGCCUGACCAAAAUUGCAGUGGACACCACUGCUGGGCCGUAUCAGAAUCACACUGUGGUUUUUCUGGGAUCAGAGAAGGGAAUCAUCUUGAAGUUCUUGGCCAGGAUAGGAAACGGUGGUUUUCUAAAUGACAGCCUUUUCCUGGAGGAGAUGAGCGUUUACAACCCCGAAAAAUGCAGCUACGAUGGAGUGGAAGACAAGCGGAUCGUGGGCAUGCAGCUUGACAGAGCCAGCAGCUCCCUGUACGUCGCCUUCUCCACCUGUGUGAUAAAGGUCCCCCUCGGCCGCUGUGAGCGACACGGGAAGUGUAAAAAAACCUGUAUCGCCUCCAGAGACCCGUACUGCGGGUGGGUGAAGGAAGCCGGUGCCUGUGCCCACCUGUCACCCAGCAGCAGACUGACUUUUGAGCAGGACAUAGAGCGUGGCAACACAGACGGUCUGGGGGACUGUCACAAUUCCUUUGUGGCACUGAAUGACAUUUCUACUCCUCUACCAGAUUAUGAAAUGUCUUACAACACAGUGUAUGGGCACUCCAGUUCCCUCUUGCCCAGCACCACCGCGUCAGAUUCGGCGGCUCAAGAGGGGUAUGAGUCUAGGGGAGGAAUGCUGGACUGGAAGCAUCUGCUCGAUUCACCUGACAGCACAGACCCUUUGGGGGCAGUGUCUUCCCAUAAUCACCAAGACAAGAAGGGAGUGAUCCGGGAAAGUUACCUCAAAGGCCACGACCAGCUGGUUCCUGUCACCCUCUUGGCCAUUGCGGUCAUCCUGGCUUUUGUCAUGGGGGCCGUCUUCUCGGGCAUCGUCGUGUACUGCGUGUGCGAUCACCGGCGCAAAGACGUGGCCGUGGUGCAGCGCAAGGACAAGGAGCUCACCCACUCGCGCCGGGGCUCCAUGAGCAGCGUCACCAAGCUCAGUGGCCUCUUCGGGGACCCCCAGUCCAAAGACCCAAAGCCAGAGGCCAUCCUCACACCGCUCAUGCACAACGGCAAGCUCGCCACCCCCGGCAGCACGGCCAAGAUGCUCAUCAAGGCCGACCAGCACCACCUGGACCUGACGGCCUUGCCCACGCCGGAGUCCACCCCGACGCUGCAGCAGAAGCGGAAGCCCAACCGAGGCAGCCGCGAAUGGGAGCGGAACCAGAACCUCAUCAAUGCCUGCACCAAGGACAUGCCCCCCAUGGGCUCCCCCGUGAUCCCCACGGACCUGCCCCUCCGGGCCUCCCCCAGCCACAUCCCCAGCGUGGUGGUCCUUCCCAUCACGCAGCAGGGCUACCAGCAUGAGUACGUGGACCAGCCCAAAAUGAGCGAGGUGGCCCAGAUGGCGCUGGAAGACCAGGCCGCCACCCUGGAAUAUAAGACCAUCAAGGAGCAUCUCAGCAGCAAGAGCCCCAACCACGGGGUGAACCUUGUGGAGAACCUGGACAGCCUGCCCCCCAAAGUCCCACAGCGGGAGGCCUCCCUGGGCCCUCCGGGAGCCUCCCUGUCCCAGAAUGGCCUGAGCAAACGGCUGGAAAUGCACCACUCCUCUUCCUACGGGGUUGACUAUAAAAGGAGCUACCCCACGAACUCGCUCACGAGAAGCCACCAGGCCACCACCCUCAAAAGAAACAAUACUAACUCCUCCAAUUCCUCUCACCUCUCCAGAAACCAGAGCUUUGGCAGGGGAGACAACCCGCCCCCCGCCCCGCAGAGGGUGGACUCGAUCCAGGUGCACAGCUCCCAGCCGUCCGGCCAGGCCGUGACUGUCUCGAGGCAGCCCAGCCUCAGCGCCUACAACUCACUGACCAGGUCGGGGCUGAAGCGUACGCCCUCCCUAAAGCCGGACGUGCCCCCCAAACCUUCCUUUGCCCCCCUUUCCACAUCCAUGAAGCCUAAUGACGCGUGUACAUAAUCCCAGGGGGAGGGGUCAGGUGUCGAACCAGCAGGCAAGGCGAGGUGCCCGCUCCGCCCGGCAAGGUUCUCAGCUGCCUCGAGUACCCACCAGACCAGGACGGCCCGCGGCAGGGCUGAGGACACCGGGUCCCCCUCUCUGGGACACAGGGGUACUCACGACAGUUGGGCCAUAUGGUUUGGUGAAGGUUUGCAACGGCGGGGACUCACCUCCAUCCUCUUCCUUCACUCUCCCCCACACCCCACAACAGGGCGGACCCACAAAAGACUUCAGUUAUCAUCACAAACAUGAGCCAAAAGCACAUACCCACUCCAUGCCCCCAUACACACACACACACACACACACACACAGGUAAACAGCAACUGCAACAUUUUGUCCAUGACUGCACGGGGCAUCGCCAAACUGGGCUAGUGCUCCAAACUGCAAAACACGAGUACAUGUUAAAAAAAAAAAUCAUGAAAAUUAAAAAAAGACAAAAAAAGAAUUCAUUGAUAACUCUAACUCAGACUUUUAACAAUGGCAGAAGUUUACUAUGCGCAGAUACUGUGAAAUGCCCACCAGUGUUACAGCUUUCUGUUAUAGCAGACAAAGGCCGUGUUGGGCAACUAUGUCAUAGAUUUCUGCUCCUCCUCUCUUUUAAUGAAAUAACGUGACCGUUAACGCAAGUAACUCUUUAUUUAUUGUUCACCCUUUUUUUCCUUAAGGAAAGGACUCUUCCACAUAUCAUCCUAUGAACAGCUCUUCUGAAAGCCCAUCGAAAGUUAAACUAUUUAACGUGAAAUCCAUUAACUGGAAUAAUUGAGUUUCUUUAUUUUUACAAUAAAUUCACUGAGUAAAUAAGUUGGAGCUGGAAUUCUGAGCUUUGUGUUUGGACUGUUUGGUCUGUAGCUAAAGGAAAACAUUAAGAGGGGAAUAUUUAUUUAAAUCUACCAGUUAAUUUGCUGGUCAGGUCUCUGGCCUAUAACAUGCAAAAAAAAAAAAAAUUAAUUACUUUAAAAGUCCUUCCAGAUCCUAACUUCUAAAGCAAGCAGGAGAGAAGGUUUUAGACUGGCACAUGGUGUCCCAUGGGUGCCACUUUUCUGUGAAGGCACCAGCUUGUGAUCCGCCAUCUCAUUUCACCUUGCAUGUGAGACACCAAACAAAAUCCACAAACGGUGUGAACUAAUUAAUACGCUGGCUGCUACCUUGCAUAAAAUUAAUGGUUUGAUCACACGGGUUUUUCGUGGGGUUACAUCUGUGAAUAGCCUGUUUUCCACAUGUAAAUUUGUGCCUUACACCUUGAGUUGUGUACACUUGUAAACUGUCGUUACGAUCAACUCUCUUCCCCUUUUGAAAUAAAUGCAGAUAUUUAUUUAACCCUCCCCUCGCCCCACCCCACCCCCCACUCCAGCCCUCCGGAAGAUUGGAGUGGAGCAGAUGGAAAAAGAAUGCCGCGGCGAUGGUGGUAGUGCCGCAGCCUGGGAAAGCUGGGUGGCCCCACACCCUCCAAUCCACGCUGCCUUCUAGUCGUGCCAACUCGAAGCGCCCUUCGGCUGUGCUGCCACGCACGGACCCCAGUGCCGUGGCUGGCAAACCCCCUCUCUUCCUCCAGAGUUCCCGCUUCCCUUAGCUCUUUUCAAUGUGGUGAUACCCUCAUUAGCCGGCAGAAAAGGGGCUAACGCCCCAGCCCUGGUUCUGCCGCGUCCGCUGGCUGGAGCCCACGCUGCUGCGUGUGGUCGGGCAGGCACCUGGGAGGAGUCGCCAAGCCGUGUGCUCACGUGCAGUGUACACAAAGAAACGACACGGAAAUAGAUGCAGGCAGGCUGGUCCCUGCCGUGAUUAACGAGUAACUCCAAGUACAAGGCCAACCACAAUGGGUGCUGCAGAAAUGUAGACUGGGGCAAAAAGAGUUUUUUUUUUUAUUUUUUUAAUUUCCUUACCCUUUUGUUGUUAUUGUUUGGAGGGGGUGGGAGAGGGUGGCGUGUCUUUUUCUCCCCUCGGAUUUCAUUUGCUCGAGCACACAGAAGAAGGGACUUUUGUUUACUUUAUCAAGAGCGAAAGAAUCGUGAACAUGCUAUAAACCGUGAGAAUUAUUGUUGGUGGUUGUUUUUUUUUUAAGCAGUUGAACAGUAUAUUUGGUGGUCUGUUGGUCUCUUUUUAUUUCUAGUUUGAUCUUCUGGGUUUAGUUUUGUCUUUAAAAAAUAAAAAAAUAAAAAAUAAAAAGACUGAUAAGGACAGUUUUGAGUUGGAAGUGAAACAGUGGAGUCUCCAUAAUCACAGUGGUCCCUCUGAGACCCAGGUAUGUCGUUGAGGGUGAGUGCCCUGCCUUUUUUUCCCAAUGCCCAUUGCAGUUUUGCUAUUGUUUAGGGUAGGUUUUUGUUGUUCUCGUUACAUUUUUGUUUUGUUUUGUUUUUUUAGUGGAAUCAAUGUUCACUCCCUAUGAACUCCGUCCCCUGCAACCCUGAGGUCUUUACUAGAAACCAUUAUUUUCCUCCUUGAAUUUUCUUGAGAAAUGCAGAAGUUGGGACGAUGGUGGGCACAUAUCACCUUGUCCCCUUCUCCCCCGCGCUUGACUCCCCAGAGUAUUGAGGGUGGGGGGCCUGCCGUCCACAGGACCACGUGUCUCACUCCGUGUCUGCGGGCACCGUUGCUUCUGCCGCGUUGAGAAGACCUGUGUCAAAACGUGCGUCCCUCAUCCCUACAUCCUGCAACCCCGUCACCUGCGCUGUUAACCCUAAAAUGCUCGCUGUAUCGAGCUAGUCUUCUGCAUUGAAGUAUUCCCCCCCUUUCGUCGUCCCCACUGCGUGUGGGGGGAGGGUCCAUAAACCUGAGUGUGCCUUUGCUUUCCACCCUUGCUAGACACUGGUAGAUGCAACAAACUCAGAUCUACAUUUGUUGUAAAGCUGUAAAAAUAUUGUGAUGUCACCGAUUCUCUUCCAUUUCCACAUCCCCUAACAUCUGAUUCACGACUUAAUGUAUGUUUUAAAAAAGGAAAAAAGAAAAAAAGGGAAAAAAGAAAAAAAAAAAGCGAGGAAAAGGCUCUUUAUUACUUAAAAGUAAUAAAACCAGACUGUUCUA
Messenger RNA from Microcebus murinus (gray mouse lemur), 7093 nucleotides. The record is from RefSeq and is a predicted model, not a curated record. NCBI's taxonomy places the organism in Eukaryota, Metazoa, Chordata, Mammalia, Primates, Cheirogaleidae.